AAACCGUACAAAUACUACUUACCUUCCAACUGCCAAGAACGCCCACCCGCCACCACCCCCUACAAAACCCAAAUCGCCAAAAUUUCCAAUUUCCACACCAAGAGAGAAUCUGUGAUUUCAUGACGAGUAAGAAGAGAGUGCUGGUAGUUGGAGGCACAGGUUACUUGGGCCAGCAUGUACUGCAUGGGUUCUCAGAGAUUGAAGGGAUCACAGCAACCACCCCCUUCGGUCUGGCGUUUACCCACCACCCCAGUCCUCCUCCCCAAGCAUUGCUCGACGCAUUUCCCCAGUUGCUGCAUUUCCAUGUGACCGGCCAUGGAUUUCAAGCCAUUUCUCGGACGUUGGCCGGGUCAGGUUUCAUCCCAAUACUCCACUUGUGUAAAAUACUAUAUAUUUUCUUUUUUCCUGAUGUGGUUGUAAACUGCGCUGCACUCUCCAUUCCUCGUGCCUGUGAAAUGGAUCCUGCUGCUGCUAUGUCUGUGAAUGUUCCAUCUUCUCUUGUGAAUUGGCUAUCAAGCUUUGAAGAGAGUAGUUCUCUUCUGAUACAUUUGUCAACUGAUCAAGUCUAUGAAGGGGUGAAAUCCUUUUACAAGGAAGAUGAUGAAACCGCUCCUGUAAAUGUAUAUGGGAAAUCGAAAGUGGCAGCAGAGCAGUUCAUAACUGAAAAUUUCUCCAACCUUGCAAUUUUGAGCAGCAGUAUCAUCUUUGGGCCACUGACAAUCUCACCGGUUCCAAAAGACAGUCCUUCGCGGAUAGAUGGUGUCCCCUCCAAAGGAAAUACAAGCGAGUUUUUUCAUGACGAGUUCCGGUGUCCUAUAUAUGUAAAAGACGUUGUAGCUGUCAUAUUAGCUCUGUCCAAGAGAUGGAUAUCUGAUAGUAAGCAAACAAAGGUUCUACUAAAUGUCGGUGGACCAGAUAGGGUAUCCCGCCUUCAAAUGGCUGAGAUUGUUGCCGAUGUUAGAGGAUACAGCCCCACAUUGAUCAAAUCAGUGUCUGCAUCAUCAGUUGAUCGUGGAGUAAUGUCCCCUGCCUGACACAUCCAUGGAUAUCACUAAGUUGGUUCGGACACUUGGUACUGCUCCAACUUCAUUUAGAGGCGGUGUGAGAUUGACGCUUGAAACUGAAGCAAAGCCGUCCUGAUGGCCUGAAGAUAAUGUAAAUUGCUUACUACUUGUAACACUAAGGAAUAAUCGUACCUUUCCGUCAUACAUGAUUGGAAAAGAAAUGUUGAAAUUGUUCAAAGAGCAACUACUAUUGAACCCAACAAGCUUCAAAUGUCCUACUACCAAUUUAUUAGUACUGAAAUUUCUACUUCACAAGAUACAUGGAUCGAUCAAACAACAAAACAUAAUGAAGUUGAGUUGUAAUCAAGUUGUUUGACACGUUAAUCGAAUAUAUUAAGUUAGACGUGAUUAGUUUUAAUUUAAUGUUACUUUUCUUUCCAAUAAAAGUCGCUUCAAUUUAA
Messenger RNA from Pyrus x bretschneideri (Chinese white pear), 1465 nucleotides. RefSeq names its product dTDP-4-dehydrorhamnose reductase-like. The coding region runs from base 120 to 1034 and encodes 304 amino acids. Lineage: Eukaryota; Viridiplantae; Streptophyta; Magnoliopsida; Rosales; Rosaceae. The record is from RefSeq and is a predicted model, not a curated record. The transcript is spliced from 6 exons.